AUAAAAUCGAUAUAAGCAAUUUUAUGCUUUUUGAUUUCUUUCUCUAAAAUUUCUUUAAAAAUGCAUUUAAAUUUUUACUAAAAGUCCAAAAACUGUUGUAAAGCAAUCAGACAUUUAUAAAUUGCCUAUAUGACAUUUUCGUCCGUUUUCUUCUUGCAACAAAAAUGAAGCAUUGUAAAAGUGUCUUCAUGUAAAGAUUUGAUGAACAUUUCAUAAAAUUGUCAAGAGACUUUUAAGAUGAUAUAUAAGACAGAUUUACAAACAUAUUACAGCGAAAUAAGCAUUAAAGUUCCCUGGGGUCAUAUAAGUGGUCGCUGGUAUGGUGAUCAAAUGGAAAGACCAAUCUUAGCCCUACAUGGUUGGCUAGAUAGUUGUGGAACAUUUGCAAAGUUAGCUCCUCUAAUUGCUCCAUAUCGUAGUAUACUCUGCAUAGAUUUACCCGGUCAUGGUCAUUCCUCCCAUUUACCAGUUGGCAUGCUCUAUCAUAAUAUAGAAUUCGUGCGUGUUAUUCUACGCAUAAUGCAGACCUACAAAUGGAAAACAGUUAGUUUAAUGGGUCAUUCUAUGGGUGGUUCGGUAUGCUUUCAUUUUGCUGCCUUCUAUCCGGAUCGUGUUGAUAUGGUCAUUAGUUUGGAUAUAAUCAAAAACUAUUACUGGGAACCACAUAUAUAUCCCUCCGUAAUAAGACAUUCCAUUGAAAAAGCUUUAGUUGACAAUGAACGCCUACAAAGAGAUAAUCCCUCAGAGCCACCUAGUUACUCAUUUGCAGAAUGUGAACAACUUUUAUAUGAGGGUUCUUUAGAAUCGGUAGAAUUGAAAAACUGUAAAUAUAUAUUGGAGCGUAAUAUACAAAGAUCAGAAUUAUAUCCAGAUAAAUUCUAUUUUUCACGAGAUGGUCGUUUAAAAUACCUAAGUGAAUUGAAUCCCAAUUGGGGUUUAAGUCUGGAAAUGGCUAAACGAAUUUGUGAUCAUUUUAUACCUUAUUUGGUUCUAAAAGGUGGUGAAUCAAGAAAUAUAAGUGCUAAAGCUACACAAUUAGAUGAGUUUAUGGUGAAAAAUAAUAAAAAUUUUGAAUGUCAUAUUUAUCCCAUGGGUACACAUCACUUACAUUUGAAUAAUCCUAAACCGGUGGCACAAUUGAUAAUACAAUUUUUGCAUAAAUUUGAAGAAAAAGAUUCAAAAUUUGAAAAAUCUAAACUUUAGUUAAUAUUAUAUUUUACACUUAAUUAAUAAAAUUUGUUUAAUGUAUGUA
Lucilia cuprina (Australian sheep blowfly) is the source of this 1252-nucleotide messenger RNA. RefSeq names its product probable serine hydrolase. The record is from RefSeq and is a predicted model, not a curated record. The coding region runs from base 238 to 1203 and encodes 321 amino acids. The transcript is spliced from 3 exons. Lineage: Eukaryota; Metazoa; Arthropoda; Insecta; Diptera; Calliphoridae.